Molecule: messenger RNA, 2274 nt
Organism: Pyrus x bretschneideri (Chinese white pear)
Lineage: Eukaryota; Viridiplantae; Streptophyta; Magnoliopsida; Rosales; Rosaceae
Product: ruBisCO large subunit-binding protein subunit beta, chloroplastic
Exons: 14
Coding region: 125-1972 (615 amino acids)
Biological process (GO): protein refolding
Cellular component (GO): chloroplast stroma
Molecular function (GO): ATP-dependent protein folding chaperone; ATP binding
Source: RefSeq, a predicted model, not a curated record
AGAAUUAUUCUACAGUCUUCCCUUAUCCUCCAAACAAAAACUUCAUCAACUCUCUGUUGAAAGUUAUCUCCAAAAUUCCAAACUCUAAUGAUAUUUUCGUAAUUCCAGGCUCAAUUGGGGAACCAUGGCAUUUUCUCCAACUCCCAUCUCUGCUCUUUCCUUCACCAACAUUCAGAAACUGCCCAAAAGGCUCUCUCCACCUUCUGCUGCCAACUCAAAAGGCAUACCCAAAGACCUCAUCUUUAACCAUGAUGGUUCAGCUACAAAGAAGCUUCUGGCAGGGGUGGACAUGGUGGCAGAGCUUGUUGGAGUGACAUUGGGUCCAAAGGGAAGGAAUGUGGUGCUGCAGAAUAAAUAUGGACCUCCCAAGAUUGUCAAUGAUGGUGAAACUGUACUCAAACAGAUUGAGUUGGAGGACGCUGUGGAGAAUGUUGGUGUUAAACUGGUGAGGCAAGCCGGCGCGAAAACAAAUGACCUCGCAGGAGACGGUUCCACUACAGCUGUAGUUCUUGCUCAUGGUUUAAUUACUGAAGGUGUGAAGGUUACUGCAGCUGGCAUGAAUCCCAUUCAAAUUGCUCGUGGGAUUGAAAAAACUGCUGUGGCCCUCGUUUCAGAACUCAAAUUGAUGUCCAGAGAGAUUGAAGAUCACGAGCUAGCAGAUGUUGCUGCAGUUAGUGCAGGCAAUGAUUAUACAGUUGGGAAAAUGAUUUAUGACGCUCUUCGUCAAGUAGGUAAGAAGGGUGUGGUUACCAUUGAAUCAGGGAAAAGUACAGAGAACGACCUACAAAUUGUGGAAGGAAUGCAGUUCGAUCGUGGAUACUUAUCGCCUUAUUUUGUCACUGACCGAAAAAAAAUGAUAGUGGAGUUUCAGGACUGUAAGUUACUUUUGGUUGAUAAGAAAAUUACACACCCAGAGGAGCUGUUCAAAGUAUUGGACAAUGCAGUACAAGAAAAGUAUCCUGUCGUGAUAGUUGCAGAGGGCAUUGAGCAGGAAGCUCUGACUCCAGUGAUCAGAAACAAACUCAGGGGUGCGCUGAAGGCAGCUGCUAUUAAGGCUCCUGCCUUCGGUGAGCGCAAAAGCCAUUACUUAGACGACAUUGCCAUUUUGACUGGAGCAACGGUCGUGAGAGAUGAGAUGGGGAUUGUCCUAUAUGAUGUUGGGAAGGAGGUUUUGGGCACUGCUACUAAGGUUGUGAUAACAAAGGAUUCUACAUUGAUAGUUACCGAUGGCAGCACCCGGGAGGCUGUAGAAAAGAGAGUUUCACAGAUACAAAAGCUUGUUGAGAAUACUGAAGAAGAAUUUCAAAAGAAAAUAUUAAAUGAAAGAAUAGCAAGAUUAUCAGGGGGAAUUGCUAUUCUGCAGGUAGGAGCACAAACACAAAUUGAGUUGAAAGAUAAGCAACUUAGAAUUGAAGAUGCUUUGAAUGCAACCAAGGCAGCUAUUGAGGAAGGUGUGGUAGUCGGCGGUGGCUGUAGCCUUCUGAGGCUCUCUAAAAAGGUGGAUACUAUUAAAGAACUUUUGGAUAAUGAAGAACAGAAGAUUGGAGCGGAGAUCUUCAAGAGAGCUCUAAGUUAUCCUGUGAAACUGAUAGCUAAAAAUGCAGGUGUAAAUGGAAGUGUUGUAGUAGAGAAGGUUCUGUCCAACGAUGACAUGGGGUACGGAUACAAUGCUGCGAAAGACUGCUAUGAGGACCUAAUGAAAGCCGGGAUCAUGGAUCCAUCAAAGGUAGUUAGAUGUUGUUUGGAGAAUGCAGCAUCAGUGGCCAAAACUUUUCUGACAUCGGAUGCUGUUGUUGUCGAAAUUAAGGAAACACAGCCCAUCCCAAAAGGAAUGCCGCCAAAACUGCCGGAUAUCCCAAGAAUGCCUCCACCACCACCACCAGACCUGGCUAGUAUCCCAAGAAGAAGAAGAAGAAGGGCAGCACCACCAAUGCCCAUGCCAACCACAGGUGCUGGGCCCUUGGGCUUUUAAAGAGAGACUUGUAGCCCUAUUGGUGAAGAGCACGCAUUCACACGUGUAUGAUACACAGUGUAUCUGAGGUUCAAAGUUCAAUUUUCUUCUAUCUGUCAAUAGUGCUUGAAUAUAAAGAAUGACUGUACAAUGUAAAUAGUUUCAUUGUCCAUCUAAAAGUCUGCAAUGUGGGAAGAAUGCCACUCGUUGUUCAUAUGAUAUACUUGAUUGUUUUUCUGUACAAGAUUGACGCGUCAUAGGCAUUGAUCUUUUUGUCCAUGAUCAAAUUUCUCAUUAAUUAUGAAGUAACUAGUUAAAUGUAA